Messenger RNA from Exophiala viscosa, 1862 nucleotides. RefSeq lists its product as uncharacterized. Lineage: Eukaryota; Fungi; Ascomycota; Eurotiomycetes; Chaetothyriales; Herpotrichiellaceae. The record is from RefSeq and is a predicted model, not a curated record. Bases 474 to 1724 code for a protein of 416 amino acids. The transcript is spliced from 2 exons.
ACCCGGAAUCGUCACAAUAAUCACAAUUCUCACAAUCCUCAGUCUGUGCCUUUGUUCAUCUAUCGUCUACCGACCAGGAGGGAUGUGAGUUGAUGUUGCCCAUGGCAGGUCGCCAUAGAUAAGUAUAGUUCUUUUUGCAUAGCAGCGACAUAUAGAUAUACAGUACUAUGGCAAGGCUGCUUAAUUGGUUAGUGGCAGCCUUGCAGGGAUGAGGCCUGUAGACGUGGCAGUGCGUGGUGAUGCCCGACUUUUGACGAUGACGUUGUUGUGGCGUAACCACCCAUUGUCCAUUCCACUUCCCACUGUCUUUCCAUGACCAUGUGUGCGGCCACGGAGAGACUUCAUCCUUAUCCUAGACUUGCGCGCUUCUAAACUUCUUGUUUAUUCUUUUCAUGCUACACCAGCCACAAUUUGACUGUCGAUUCUUCCAUUAAAAUCCACUUGCAUUCAAUUCGACUUCUCAGUGGCCCAUCAUGGCGAUGCAGUACAUCAACUAUAUCAAGGCGCGAACCCAUUUGACAACCUCCAAAAAAUCAGAAACUCCGGUGCUUUCGGAGGAAGAUGAGCAAUUUCUGGAUCGCAUCACGUCCCAGGAUAACCCACCUCCAUUACCUGCCCGGCCCGAUGUAGUAGAGGCCAUCAGGGAUGCUCAAAUUGCACUCAUGGACGGUGCCCAGAACAUUCCGUUGCCAGAGACCCCGGACGUCACCGAGCAGCCUGGAGCCGUGCAAGUUGCUGACCCGUCCGCUACGGACUCUGGAACGCCGAAACCCCAAGGCACAUGGAGCUGGAUGAGGCGCGAUAGCCGCGAGGGUCAACGUCAAGGCCGGGAGGCAACUGCUGCCGGACUCGACCACAUUGCCCAGAACCUUCGAAAAGAAGAACAGGAUGACAGUGAGGAGGAUAAAGAGGCUCAGAGGGAAGAGGAAGAUAUGACCAUUGUCCUUGAAAAGCUCAAUCUUGCGGCAGUCAACAACCGAGUCUUCUCCAUCAGUGACGAGACACAAGAACUUCUGCAACAGUUCAACCUGGUAUUCAAAGAUCUCGUCAAUGGCGUACCCACGGCAUACGGCGACCUGGAAAAGCUCUUGACCAACGGCGAUAGGCAGCUGCAAAAGACCUUUAACUCAUUGCCGGGUUUUCUGCAGCAACUCAUCGAGAGGCUCCCAGAGACAAUGACGAAGGGCCUUGCUCCAGAAAUCAUGGCAGCCGCAGCAGAAAGAGCUACAAGGAGUGGUAUGAACAUGGGAACGGCUGGAAAAGCAGCCGCUGCUGCUUCCAGAUUCGGCUUCAAGACACCGUCGCUGAAAGAGUUGACCGGCAAACCCACGGCCAUUACGGCCACCUUAAGGUCAAUCAUCGGUUAUCUGCGAGCGCGAUUUCCAGCCUUCAUGGGAGCGAAUGUUCUGUGGUCGCUGGCAAUGUUUGUGCUACUUUUUGUCUUCUGGUACUGCCACAAACGUGGCAGAGAGGUUCGACUCGAAAAGCAACGCAAACUUACAGAAGAGGAGGUCGCAAGACUUGAUGCGGCGUAUAAGGUUCGAAGUCCUAACGACAUGCCAAUGACCACUGCACCAGAAGGUGCUUCCAUGGAGGAAGUGGAAGCUGGAGUCAAGGAAGUCGAUGCUAUGAAAUCAGCCGCCGCAGAAGAGGACGCAGAAAAAGGCGCCACCGCGGAGAAACCUGUCGACCCAGCGAUAAUUCCUCCAACCGCGGUGCCUUGAUUCAGACGACCGAGCUUGGAUCUGGGGCUUCACGACGAUCUCCUGACGACUAACGAGUGACGAAGAAAGUGGUGUUGUCCGGCUGCUACGAGUAAUAAUGACGACGGAAGCGAUGAAACUGUAUUUUUCUUUUCUCGG